Molecule: messenger RNA, 1190 nt
Organism: Aspergillus wentii DTO 134E9
Lineage: Eukaryota; Fungi; Ascomycota; Eurotiomycetes; Eurotiales; Aspergillaceae
Gene: pre2
Product: proteasome core particle subunit beta 5
Exons: 6
Coding region: 117-1013 (298 amino acids)
Cellular component (GO): proteasome core complex
Source: RefSeq, a predicted model, not a curated record
CGCCAGAGCAGCUUCACUUCCACCACAUCCCACUCUCCCUCGCACGCAUAGUCCUUGUACAUUAUCGUCCGGCUGCGUCUCGCUCCCAUCAAAUUCGACAUCAGAUAUCCGGCAUCAUGGAUAAAUUAGUCGCCCAGUACUCGCGUCGCCCCCACCAGAAUGAGUUCUAUUCCGAGCAAGAGCAGCACGAUCUCACAGAGAGCCACCCUUCCAUCUCUCUGAAGUUCAACCUCCCUCCUGUCGACAACUCUUCGGCAUUCCUGCGUGCUAUGACCGAUGACCACUCGAAUCCCAACUGCCCCAUUAAGCUUGCCCACGGAACGACGACACUCGCAUUCCGAUUCCAGGGCGGAAUUAUUGUUGCAACAGAUUCGAGAGCGACUGCUGGAAACUGGAUCGCCAGUCAGACGGUGAAGAAGGUUAUUCCUGUUUCGCGGUUGAGUCGUGGUGAGGAUAAGCCUUCAGAGAACCCGGUCCCGGUUCCUGGUUUGUUGGGUACUAUGGCUGGUGGUGCUGCGGAUUGUCAAUACUGGUUGAGAUAUCUGAGUCAGCAGUGCACACUCCAUGAAAUCCGACACAAGCGCCGUAUCACGGUUGCUGCUGCUUCGAAGAUUCUCGCCAACUUGACAUACUCUUACAAGGGCAUGGGUCUGAGCAUGGGAACGAUGUUGGCAGGCAUGACACCCCAAGAAGGACCCGCCUUGUACUAUAUCGACUCGGACGGCACACGACUCCCCGGUAACUUGUUUUGUGUUGGAUCCGGUCAAACCUUCGCAUAUGGUGUGCUCGAUGCCGAAUACAAAUACGAGCUGACCGAAGAGGAGGCCCUUGAGCUUGGUCGCCGAAGCAUUCUCGCCGCCAUGCACAGAGAUGCCUACUCUGGUGGUUUCAUCAACUUGUACCACGUCAAGGAAGAGGGAUGGGUCCACCACGGCUUCAACGACAUGAACCCCAUUUUCUGGAAGACGAAGCUGGAGAAGGGCGAGUUCUCGAACGUUACGUCGGAGUUGUAAGGGGAUGGAAAUCUUAUGGUGGAUAUGAUGAUGCGUUUUUAAUUCUACAUUUUCAGGCAUGCAAGAUCCUCUUCCUCUAGCCUUCGUAGGAUACAGGUUCUAGUCAAGUAGACAUAUGACCAUUUAAUUAGAUGAAUGGAAAAUGCAAUGAAUCAAUGAUAUUUCGAUAAAUCUGAG